This is a messenger RNA of Brettanomyces bruxellensis, 363 nucleotides long. It is a transcript of the gene RPL35A, whose product is annotated as 60S ribosomal protein L35A. Gene Ontology annotation, biological process: translation; maturation of LSU-rRNA from tricistronic rRNA transcript (SSU-rRNA, 5.8S rRNA, LSU-rRNA). Lineage: Eukaryota; Fungi; Ascomycota; Pichiomycetes; Pichiales; Pichiaceae. The transcript is spliced from 2 exons. The record is from RefSeq and is a predicted model, not a curated record. Gene Ontology annotation, molecular function: structural constituent of ribosome; mRNA binding. The coding region runs from base 1 to 363 and encodes 120 amino acids. Gene Ontology annotation, cellular component: ribosome; cytosolic large ribosomal subunit.
AUGGCCGGUGUUAAGACUUACGAACUCAGAACCCAGUCCAAGCAGGAAUUGGAGGACAAGCUUGUUGAAUUGAAGAAGGAACUUGCUGCUCUCAGAGUGCAGAAGUUGAACAGACCUUCUCUUCCAAAGAUCAGACUUGUCAGAAAGGACAUUGCUAGGGUUUUGACCAUCAUCAACGAGCAACAGAGAGACUCUGUCAGAGCUUUCUACGCUGGAAAGAAGUACAUUCCAAAGGACUUGAGAGCCAAGCAGACCAGAGCUAUCAGAAGAAGAUUGACCAAGAGCGAGAAGAACUUGAAGACUACGAAGGCUAAGAAGGCUGCUAUUGCUUACCCAGCCAGAGACUUUGCUAUAAAGGCUUAA